Molecule: messenger RNA, 903 nt
Organism: Funneliformis geosporum
Lineage: Eukaryota; Fungi; Glomeromycota; Glomeromycetes; Glomerales; Glomeraceae
Source: the annotation of a GenBank genome assembly
AUGGGUUCACUUGACGAAAAAUCCGAUGAGAAACCCUUUCUACCAGCUCCAGCAACGUCGGCAUCCGCAUAUGCUCACCGCCAAAAACAACAUUCAGCAACUGUCAUUCUACUAGUGGUCGCGUUUUACUGGCUUGCUUCACUAGCAGUAGUAUUUUUAAAUAAAUAUAUUCUAAGUAGUUCGGAGUAUAAAUUUCCAUAUCCAUUAUUUGUAACAUGGUUUCAACUCUUUGUCGCAUUGAUUAUCCUAUUGGUUUGGGGAACUUUAGGACAAAGUCCCAUUGACGUUUAUGUACGUUAUGAUGUUGUCUUUCAACAACUUAUGCUUACAAUAUGUAGAGGUUACAUUCUAUCAGCUAAAACUUCAUUUGCCGCUUUAAUUUGUUGUGGUGUUGUCUUCCUUGGAUUCGUUAUUGGUUCCUACGGGGAAAUUAACUUUUCUUGGGAAGGAAUCAUUUAUGGCGUCGCUUCCAGCGCAUUCGUUGCAUUGUAUGGAAUUUAUGUUAAAAAGACCCUUAGCGCAGUAGACAAUAACCAAUGGCGACUUCUCCAUUAUAACACAACUUUAUCAAUAUUUUUCCUUUUCCCAUUAGUACUCUUUUCCGGUGAAUUACAAGGCAUUGUCAACGUGUAUUUCUUGGAUGAUUGGGGAUUUUGGACAUUGAUGACUAUCACCGGUAUCACCGGUUUCGUCAUCAAUAUUGCAAUGUUCUUGCAAAUUAAAUUCACAACACCUUUAACCAACACAAUUUCAGGAACUGCAAAGAGUUGUUUCCAAACUGCUUUGGCAGCUUGGUAUUUCCAAAAUCCAAUUUCACCUUUGAACGGAACUGGUAUAUUUCUCGCUUUAUUCGGUUCAGGUUUAUAUUCUUGGGUACGAUACAAGGAAAUGCUUCGAAAAUAA